ACAUCAAAACAAUAUAGUUAUUGUAUAGUAAUAGUUUUCUGUUGGUUUAUGAUUGAGGUAUGCAUUUUGGCUUUACCCUUUAAUGACAAGGCCAGAAAUAGUGAGAAAUAUACAUUCUAACUUGAUAACAAGAGGUCAUAAGAGAUGUGUAGGGACUUAUCAAGGAGGGGAAAUGGAUGGACCUGGUGAGAGUAAAUUACCUGGCUCACAGUGUGUAAAAUGAAUCCAAACGUGUGGAACAUAAAGGAAAUCCUAAGCCUCCCAACCGGAACUUGUGUAACUAAGAGUCUAAGUAGGAAUGGGGCUACCAGUGACUACUCCAGUAUAUCAGACUCACAGUUUCUGUUCGGAUCUCAAUUCUGGCCUGAAAACUCACAGGGCACGUCUCAGGAGAUACUGUUUUCAUCUAGAGCCUCCCAACAAAGUUCACAGGAGGCAAGUGAUCCAAAAAUCUCAAUCAACUAUCAAACAAAACCAUUCCUACUUGAGAGAGACUGCAAGGACAAAAUCAGAGUACCAAAUUUCCCUACUGGAAAGGUUUUUAGCAUUCUGGAUAGAUUCGAAGAGGACAAGAAAAAGGCAAAAGAAAAAAGGGAAAGUGAUAUCCUUGCCACAGAAUGUCUUCAGUUUCGGGAAAACCUUGAAAAUAUGAAGUGCUCACUUGCUGGCAUUGAAGAAAAUACAACCAUGGGCAGAACAGUCUUAUUGGAAGAAUUAAAAAAUGGGACAAAGACAUUGCAAAAAAAUAUUUCCAGUCUGCAGGAUGGUAUUGCAUCGCUUGAGGAAAAAGUAGCCAAGACUGGAGUGGUCACCACAAAACUACACUCCAAUGUGGAUAACUUGCAGAAGAACCUGGAGGCCUUGAGACAAGCGCAAGGCAGAGACCAAAACAUGCUUGAAGAGGCCCUAUCCCUACUAGGCACCUUGGUUUCCAAGCUUUCAAAGCCAACCCCUGUCAAGGUGACCAACAGUAUGGUCCAGACAUCGCCAAGUCUGGUUGAGAGGCCAUUUGAGCUUGAGCAGAGUAGACAGCCUGACUACAGCAAGCAUGACUUCACCCAGCCUAACAACAGUCAGCCGGCAGUUCCCUCCAAAGGCCCUUGCGGCAGGAGCAUCACAGCUGGCCAUAGAUUCACUCAGAGAGGCCGCAGGAAGCAGCCUCUCGGGAACAGAAGGCCAACAUUGCUACCACCACAGACCAGGAGCAGGGGCAGAGGAUGUGAUGAAAACAGCCAACUACCAACAGAAAGAAUUAUAGAGGAAUUUGUUAAAUCACCUGUCAAAGAGCAGGAUGUCAGUCUCAAGCCAAAACCUUUGAAACAACAUAAUAGGGAGACCAAAACUAACAAAGGCAAGGAAGGCUUCCUCAAUCCUUUCACCUGGUCCCAGGAUAGUAACAGCUCUCUGUGCAUCAAAGGGAGUGAGAAUCUUGCAUGGGAACAGUUGCCAGCUGAUCCCACAACUGAGGUCACAGGGAGAGCCAGGGGCUUCUGGCAGCUGUUUGACAUAAGUUGUGAUUCUGACUAAUGUGGUGAGUGAUGGUCAUGCCCAAUCCAUUAACCCAUGGGGUUUGUUUAACUUUACAAAAUAAAUGGCAAAAUUGUUAUAACUUGCUGUAAUAAACCACUGUUCAUUAAAUUCUCACUUCAGUUUUAUUGAGUGUGAAUGAAUGAAUAUUUGACUUUGUUAGUCUAUAUAUUAUUUAAAUGUUAUAUAGUGUUAUUAAGUGUUAUACAAUUAUUUUUGUGCAGCAAAUUGUUUGGGCGAUGACAGAAAUGUAUAAA
This is a messenger RNA of Hypomesus transpacificus, 1784 nucleotides long. Its product is annotated as interactor of HORMAD1 protein 1. Gene Ontology annotation, biological process: DNA recombination; meiotic DNA double-strand break formation; homologous chromosome pairing at meiosis. The transcript is spliced from 8 exons. Bases 220 to 1527 code for a protein of 435 amino acids. The record is from RefSeq and is a predicted model, not a curated record. Lineage: Eukaryota; Metazoa; Chordata; Actinopteri; Osmeriformes; Osmeridae. Gene Ontology annotation, cellular component: condensed nuclear chromosome.